AUGCCAAGGUUCAGAUUCCCAAAACUCGCUCUGCCGAAUCCCGGCUUGGAAGAUAGAAUUCCUUCCUAUGAAGAGCUUGAGAGGAGAGAAAUUGAAGAGGUGGAUGAUCGACCCAAAUGGGACAACAAAGCUCAGUACUUGCUGACUUGUGUUGGUUUUUGUGUGGGAUUAGGAAACGUGUGGCGUUUCCCCUAUCUCUGUCAAAGCCAUGGAGGAGGUGCAUUCAUGAUUCCAUUCCUCAUCCUCUUGGUGCUGGAGGGCAUCCCACUGUUGCAUCUGGAGUUUGCCAUUGGACAACGACUGCGGAGAGGCAGCGUGGGUGUCUGGAGUUCUAUCCAUCCUUACUUGAAAGGAGUGGGUGUCGCGUCAAUGCUGGUUUCAUUCCUGGUGGGUUUAUAUUACAACAGCAUAAUAGCAUUGGUUAUGUGGUACAUCUUUAAUUCAUUCCAAGAGCCAUUACCUUGGAAAAGCUGCCCACUUGCACCCAACGGUACAGGAUAUGUGGAUGAAUGUGUCAGGAGCUCUCCAGUAGAUUAUUAUUGGUACAGAGAAACAUUAAAUAUUUCCACCGGUAUCAAUGAUUCAGGAACCAUCCAGUGGUGGCUGCUACUCAGUCUUAUUUGUGCAUGGGCGGUGCUGUAUGUAUGCACAAUUAGAGGCAUUGAAACAACUGGCAAGGCCGUAUACGUUACUUCUACCAUGCCUUAUCUGAUACUUACAAUCUUUUUGAUACGAGGCCUGACAUUAAAAGGAUCUGUAGAUGGCAUCAAAUUUCUCUUUACACCAAAUAUGACAGAACUGGCAAAUCCAACCACCUGGUUGGAUGCUGGAGCCCAAGUAUUCUAUUCCUUCUCCUUAGCUUUUGGUGGACUGAUAUCGUUUUCCAGCUAUAAUUCUGUUCACAACAAUUGUGAGCAAGAUGCAGUACUAAUCUCCAUCAUUAAUGGUUUCACAUCGGUAUAUGCAGCCACAGUAAUAUAUUCCAUUAUUGGCUUUCGAGCAACAGAACAAUUUGAUGCCUGUUUUGACAAAAAUAUCAUGAGUUUGACCAAUGCUUUCGAAAUACCAGACAAAUAUUUGACCCAAGAGAACUAUGCAGACGUAUUUCAGCAUUUAAACAGUACCUACCCAAUAAGAGUAGAUGAGCUGAAUUUGAAACAUUGUGACCUGCAGGAAGUGCUGCGUCAGGGGGUCGAAGGCACGGGAUUGGCCUUUAUCGUUUUUACUGAAGCUAUUACAAAAAUGCCUGCCUCUUUCAUUUGGUCCAUCGCGUUCUUUCUUAUGUUAUUUUGUCUUGGCCUUUCGUCAAUGUUUGGGAACAUAGAAGGUGUGUUGGUUCCAUUGUAUGAUUUACGCAUCUUGCCAAAGAAGUGGCCCAAGGAACUUGUAACUGGCCUGGUUUGUCUGGUGAGCUUCUUACUUGCAUUCAUAUUUAUCUUAAAUUCUGGCAACUAUUGGCUGGCUCUGUUUGAUACCUAUGCGGGUUCCAUCCCUCUACUGAUUAUCGCUUUCUGUGAGAUGGUGGGUGUUGUCUACGUUUAUGGCAUCGACAGAUUCAACAACGAUAUUGAAUGGAUGAUUGGUCAUAAGCCAAAUAUCUUCUGGCAAGUUACUUGGAGAUAUAUCAGCCCCCUCAUAAUGCUGGUUAUAUUCUGUUUUUAUUUUGUAAUAAAAGUGACUGAGAAUCUAACAUACAUCACUUGGGAUCCAUCUUAUGAAAAUUUCCCACAGCUUUCUGUGGUGGAAUAUCCUAGUUGGGUGAGUGUGAUCAUUCUACUUCUGGCUGGAGUGCCCAGUUUAUGCAUACCCGGUGUCGCAAUCUACAUGUUCAUCAGAAACAAAUGCAGGAAGAAAGAUGAUAAGAAAGGCCUCGUCCAGUCUACAUCUGUUGUCUCAGUGAAUGGAAUAGUGAAUAAUGAUGCAUAA
This is a messenger RNA of Amblyraja radiata (thorny skate), 1926 nucleotides long. Its product is annotated as sodium-dependent neutral amino acid transporter B(0)AT1. The transcript has 12 exons. Bases 1 to 1926 code for a protein of 641 amino acids. Gene Ontology annotation, biological process: sodium ion transmembrane transport; nitrogen compound transport; neutral amino acid transport. The record is from RefSeq and is a predicted model, not a curated record. Gene Ontology annotation, molecular function: neutral L-amino acid transmembrane transporter activity. Gene Ontology annotation, cellular component: plasma membrane; apical plasma membrane; brush border membrane. Lineage: Eukaryota; Metazoa; Chordata; Chondrichthyes; Rajiformes; Rajidae.